AUGAUUACGCCAACGCUGGUCUUGCUCGCAGCUGCGCUAGCUGAGGCCGCACCCACUGGUAAACAAACAAAACUCAAGCAAGCAGAUGUGUCCAAGAUUGGAACCCAAGAAGGCUUGUUUCCUUACUUGGCUGGCUCAGGUCCUCACUUUGACUAUCCCGUGAGCUACGGUGUUUCCAAAGAUAUCCCUGAAAAAUGUACCCUGCAGCAGGUUCAAUUGUUUGCUCGUCACGGAGAGAGAUACCCAACCAAGAAGAAAGGUGAACAAAUCGCUGAAACUUACUACAAGCUCAGCAACUACACCUCCACUCUCUCGGGCGACCUAUCUUUCAUUGACGAGGACUACGAGUUUUUCGCGCUAAACUCCAAGAACUUUGAAGAGCUCACUACUUGGGACAACAUCCAGGAUCCCAUCAACCCUUAUGUAGGUGAGUGGGAUGCCCAAAAACACGCUCGUGCGUUUCUACAUGAGUACGAAGAGCUAUUGGAAAACACUACCACGUUUCCAAUUUUCACUUCGAACUCCAAGAGAGUUCACGACACCGCCAAUUAUUUUGGCAAAGCGCUCGGUGACAAGUACAAUGUGAGUCUGCAAAUUAUCGACGAAGAUGCCUCUUCUGGUGCCAACACCUUGACCCCAAUCAAAUCGUGCUCUACUUACAAUGAUACUGAGAAUGCCGGCGUCUACUCCAAAUUCUCUGAGAAAUAUCUAUCGGAUAUUGCUCAUAGAUUGAACAAACAGAACCAAGGUUUGAACUUGACCAAAAAAGACGCUACCAACUUCUACAUCUGGUGCGCCUACGAAAUAAACGUUAAAGGUUACAGUAAUGCUUGUGAUAUUUUCACGUCCGAAGAGCUGGCCUACUUUGCGUAUUACGAUGACUUGACCAGCUACUACGACAAUGGUCCAGGUAACUCGCUAGGCCCCACCGUUGGUUCUGUCAAUUUCAAUGCCUCCGUCGAACUUUUGAAACAGCACGAAGAUUUGGACCUCAAGGUGUGGUUGAGUUUCACUCACGACACUAACAUUGUCAACUACUUGGGCUCCAUUGGAAUUUUCAAUCCGGAUCAACCCAUGCCCGUCGACUACGUGCCCAUCAAAAAUCACAUCUACCAUAAAUCCUGGAUGGUUCCUCAGGGCGCCAGAGUGUACACCCAAUUGUACCAGUGCUCCAACCAAUCCUACGUGAGAUAUGUUGUCAACGAUGUGGUGAUUCCAAUAGAAAAAUGCUCUUCCGGGCCUGGAUUUUCGUGCGAGCUGGGCGAAUUCGUCGACUAUGCGCAGUCCAGAAUGAACGAUACGCACUAUGUCUCCGACUGCAAAAUCGAAAGCACGAGCAACCAAACGGCGCUAACCUUCUACUGGGACUACGAGCAGAAAAACUACAAUGCGAGCCUAAUUCGCAAAUAG
Messenger RNA from Lachancea nothofagi CBS 11611, 1410 nucleotides. Lineage: Eukaryota; Fungi; Ascomycota; Saccharomycetes; Saccharomycetales; Saccharomycetaceae. The record is from the annotation of a GenBank genome assembly.